Molecule: messenger RNA, 2618 nt
Organism: Cladocopium goreaui
Lineage: Eukaryota; Dinophyceae; Suessiales; Symbiodiniaceae
Source: the annotation of a GenBank genome assembly
AUGCCGCGGCCCAAUGCAAGCUGGAUGAUGGAACUGGCCCAAGAGGUGGAACGACUGCAGCAGCAGGUGGAAAGCUUGGGCCGCAACAGCCAGGUAAUUCUCAACCACCAAUGGCACCAAGUGGCACCAAGUGGCAUAGCAAAUGCCGCAAGCCUUUUGCAGACUCUUCGAGACCUGGUGACUCAAGUGGAUGCCUUUGCCAUUCCUGUCUGCUCCAAAGGCACCGAAGUGAAAAGGGGAAGUAUCGCCUCUGCGACCCCCAAGCCUUCCUGGAUCCAAGAGACCUUCGUGGGAGCUGCACGGCGCCAUAGCGGCCCCUGCCUCGGCCUCGGUGGCCUUGCGGCCGGCGCUGUGCCCCCAGCGCGGCGCCGCCUGUGGCGUGGCGGUCCCAGCCGCGGCUGCCGCGCCAUGGCGUCGCAGGCGUCGCAGUCUGCGGAGGUCGAUGUGCUGCUGCUGCUGGGGCAUGGCCAGUGCCCCUGGGGCGAAGGAGGCACCGAGACGAUGACGGCAGCAUUGGGAUUUGCGGAGCCUGUGACGUGGGAGGUGGCCAUCAAACAGUUGGCAUGGAAACUUCAGCAGGCGGUUCCUGGAUUAGAAGUGCAAAUCAGCUCUGGAGUAGAGAAAACCCAUGAUGCCAAGCUGGUGGUGCUGAUCAAUGUCGAUCCAGAGUCAUGUGAAUCACAAAUCACAGAUUGCAGCAACCGGCUGGUUUUAUCGGCUGGUAGCAGCGCAAUGUCGAAGUUGCUGCCACGAGCACCAGGCAUGCGCAGCGCAGGCGAGGUCCUCACCAGAUGUACUGACUUGUGGUCGCGAGAUACGGCGGAGGAUUGUUUCUAUGCUUUGCUGUUCGCCAUCCAUUUUUCAGUGACAGAUGUCCCCUUGGUGGAACAAGAGCCUCAAAUUGACAGCCUCGAGAAGGUGUGGCGUUUGUGCAGUCGAUGUCUCAAAGAAGCCAUCGAAGCCGGUCUGGAUGGAGAAGCACGUGCAUGCUUGGAAUGCCAAAAUGGCUGUGAUGUGCGCGACCAAACCCAGAUGUAUCGCUGCACGGUGAGCCACGAAUCGGAGCCAUUGGCCCAACUGGUGCGUUGCUUCGAGCGGCGCGGCAUCUUCGAUUGCGACGCGCAGAUCCCAGAAGUGCGCUUUGACCCCAUGGCGACCUUCCAGGGCUCCCCAUUGGAUCAUGAAAGCGCCUGGAAAAUCAUGGAAGGUCACUGGAUAGAAAGCCCGUGUUCAUGGCGACCGGUGCUGGGUCAGAAUCCGGCCUAUGAUUAUUUCCCCUCGCAGUACAACAGCUGGUACCGAGAUCCCAAGGGCAACCGCGGAUGGUACGAUCCCGUCUUCAAAGUCAUCACCUUGGAUGGACGGGAGGUCUGGCGAAAACGUCAUUACCGUGUCCUUCUGGGUGAUCUUCCCGGCAGUUUCCGGCUGAGCACCGAAGACAACGGCAUCAGCCUCCGGGAGUUUUGGCGCAUCGCCGACUGCGCGGAGGACCUCAGCUGGGCGGUCGUCCACUACGCCGGCGCCGCGCGCUCCGUGGGGCAGAGCUACACCGGCUCGCUGCUGCUGAGCCGCGACGGGAACGUGCCGCCCAAGGCGCCAAAGGAACGGAUCCGGAAGGCCUUUGAAAAGGCGGCUGUGGCCGCCUUCGAGCUUUACGCCAUAACGCAGGAUCAACUUUUCGAUCCCACUGCGCCCCUCACGGAAUUCCGAAGUCUGAAGAGAUAUUCGAAGAUGCAGCGAUCGCCUGAGAUGCACAUCAAUCCACCACCAGCGACGGUGCAAGACCUUUUGGAUUUUGGAAUUUUGGCUCAAGUCCACUGGGCUCAAAGUGGACCACUCAAACGAAAGUGCACCACGCAUCAAACUUCUUGGCGCCAUGAAGCUGUUGAACGUUCUCUUUCAGAGUCAGCGGGCUUCGGUGUCCCAGAAAAGGAGUCUGAUUUCAACAAAGACAAGGAGCUGGAUGCUGCAGACAGAAGCUUUGUUGCCAAUGGAGACAGCGAACCCUCAAAUGAUGAGGCCGAUGAGGCCGAUGAGGUGAACGUGAUCCUUCAAAAACUCGAUGCUGAAGCACUUGAAGCACUUGAAGCACUUGAAGCACUUGAAGCACUUGAAGCACUUGAAGCACUUGAAGCUGAAGAAGCUGAAGAAGGUGAAGCUGAGAAUGACAAGGAGAGAUCUGCCCGCCCUGGACGCCCCUGGCAUGGCGGAGAAGGCCUGCUGCCCUUGGCUGGGGCGGAGUUGCGGUGGCCGGUGCACGCUUUGGCGAACAUUGAGACGUCCAUGUGCGUCCUAUUUGCGUAAAGAAAAAUCAAAAAGAACCUGCUGGGUCUUGGAUGUCUUGGAACUUCAAGACCGAGUAGCUCUUUUAUGAUUUUUCUGUACAGACGUGAGACAUGGGCAAUGCCCUGUAGAUCCUGUAGUGGUCGGUCAGCAGGCAUAGUGGCGCCUCUUUCAAGCCAUGGCUCAGAGGCGCUUGACCAGGCGUGUUCCAAUCAAGAUUCGAACGGCAGGAUCUGCUGAGUGUUGUAGCUCUGAGGAGCCUCACCUGUACCUGCAUUAUACGGUACAGAUUGCAUUGGUAGUGUGGGGAAAUGUUAAAGUUUGGCAGCCAAAAA